GUAUUGUUGCUUGCUUGCGGUGGAGCAAAUCAUUAACAGUGUCAUAGUGACAAUGGUUGGUGCCUCUCCCUAUUUAUACAUCACCAUUGACAAUCCAAAUAACGCUAAAACCCUAAUUUGUGAAAAUCUCUCUCUUGACUCUCUCUGCCGUCUUUUAUUCGGGGAAAGCCAUGGCCAAAUCCAAAGAAAAAACUAGAACCAAACCCAAAUCCAAGUCUCACCUCCCUCACGCUAAAACCCUACUUGUGCAAUCUCUCUUUCUCUCUGACGACGACGCCAAGACAAAAGUGAAAGCCAAAUCCAAUUACAAAUUCGGAGCCAAACCCAAAUCCAAGUAUCGUGUGAGAUCCGGGCCCGUGGAGAAACCCCGACGAGAAGUCCUCCAUAUCCAGAGACCUAAUCAUGAAAAACAAAAAUGUUUACUAAAAGACGUUGGAGACUCGAAGGCUCAACUCCAGAUCGAGGGAAGAGCUGAACAAGAAGAACGUAAUUUCGGGCGCUGUAGAGUUUGCCGUAAGGAAAAUGAGCACUUCAGUUCUGCCUGCCCAUAUUGGAAUGGUGUCCCACCGGGCGCUAUUGUUGGCGAUGGCUAUGGUGUAGUUUGUGGUCUUUUUACUCGUAGACUCUACAAAAACCCCAACCGUUGUGCCCACCCUGGUGGUUCCUCGAAUGGACGUCUUAUUGUCGCAUAUUGUAACUACUGUAGGAAUAUUGGUCUCCACUAGUCGGAAAAGUGUCCUGAACGUCCCAAGGACAAACCAUAUAAACCUCUACGUCCCAAGGACAAACCAUAUAAACCUCUAUUCAUCUCAUCCUCUAAGCCGAAGCUGCUGAAGAAAACAUAUUGAACGAUUAAGAAGUGUGUCGAGUCUUGCCCUUUGGUAAUGGUGUUUAAUAAUAAAUGGAAUGCAAUACACAAUGCAUUUGCAGGUCUUCAUUGCCAUUUUUUAGUCGUUGAGUUUUUCUCCAUGUGACUCAUAGUUCUUUUCAGAAUUCUUAAGCUCGUUACUUUGGGUGUACGUUUGUUAAUUACUUUGCUCCUGAACAUUAUUUUUAUAUUUGAUGAGAUUAAG
This is a messenger RNA of Malus domestica (apple), 1073 nucleotides long. Lineage: Eukaryota; Viridiplantae; Streptophyta; Magnoliopsida; Rosales; Rosaceae. The record is from RefSeq and is a predicted model, not a curated record.